Puccinia triticina is the source of this 2406-nucleotide messenger RNA. RefSeq lists its product as uncharacterized. The record is from RefSeq and is a predicted model, not a curated record. The transcript has 17 exons. Lineage: Eukaryota; Fungi; Basidiomycota; Pucciniomycetes; Pucciniales; Pucciniaceae. Gene Ontology annotation, biological process: activation of GTPase activity. Gene Ontology annotation, molecular function: GTPase activator activity. The coding region runs from base 1 to 2406 and encodes 801 amino acids.
AUGGGCGGAGGACCUAGCACACCACCACCACUGAUGGAUUCGUCCGAGGAAACGUUCGAGGAUGAGCAUCUGCUAGAGCACUCGAUUGAUGGUAGAAGCAUACUCUCGGACGACUUGGUGGAAAUCACUCGGCCAAUGGCCUUCCCAUCCGGAGAAGAACCCAAAGGAUCCCAUUCUCACUCGCAUGAACAACCUAGCGCUGAUCCCUCUACAUCACCCGACAUCAAUCCUGAUCCAAGCAAGGCACAAGAACCAAAGCCUUACAAGCUACGAUGGUCCAAAAGCAAAGUUUAUAUUCAUCCUACUAGUUUCCUUCGCGAUAACCUACCAGGAUAUCUCGGAGUUCUCCAACGUGCCCCUAGAUCGUUCUAUCUUAGUUGGGUUCCCGAACGGGCCAUAGAGCACUCAUCGGAGCGAGACUCUUGGCUCAAGCUGGACCUCGAUCCUAAUCUUUCAACGAAUGAGGACAUUCUGGUGAAUGUUCCUAUCGAUCUGGAGGCUACUCCAGACUACGCUUUUUCAGUCCCAAUCGAUUCCAUCCAUUCCGUCAUUCUCACACCCCCGACUCUGAGCUCUUGGUAUGGAACCGUAGUGAUCAACGUCUUCUGCGGCCCGACGCUCCCAAAACUCUAUUUUCAUGACGAUGAAUCUCGCUCCACCCAGUUCUCCCGAGAGGUUCGUGAAACAAGAUUGGCUCAGAAUCGACUUUCUUCACUCCCUGCAAGCUGGGGUGGAGAGGCACUCCUCACACAGCUCCGUCGCUUUGCCGAUGUCUGCCAAUCCGCCAGAGAGCAUGGCCUCUUUCUUCUCAACCCUAGCAAAGACGAACGCGAAGAACACCUCACACCCAUCUUCGCAGACGAUGCAUUGAUCCCGCCACCCUCUCCCCCAAAGCGGAAUAGCAUACUUCAUCAAAGCCUGCGGAAUGGCAAUCCAUCUGGCUCAAUGGAUGAUUUUGCUUUCAACAUUUUAAGUUCUUUCAGCAAGCUAACUCAGAAUGCAAAAUCAGCUGCGCAAAUGGUGUUGUCACACAGGCUCGCCAAGCCCAUUAUUCCACAUUUACCCCAACCCAUUGCGUCGCUCGCCAAUGGUGAACCAGAAUUUAUCCGAUGGUCUCAGCAAGCAGGCGUUGAAGGCUAUGAUGCUGCCCGAGUGUAUUUGGCCAAAUGGGCAUCGAUUGUCGCGGCCCAGGGGGAACGUUCACGGCGGGCCGAGUUCAACGAUUGGGAUCCCGAACCCAUCACCAAUGACGGUAAUAUAAGCAACUUGGACGGUGGAUUUGAAAUGAUCCAUGCGACUUAUCAAGUACCGAAAGUACGCUUUCAACGAGCACCUGCUCAGCCAAUCGAGUUGGAAGAAUUUAUUGCAUGGCAGGACGAUUCUGGUAAAUUGCUGCUGGACAAAGCCGAGGGACAACGGCGAAUCUUUCAGCGCGGUGUUGCGCCCACCGCCAGGAAGCUGGUUUGGUUGUUUCUAUUAGGAGUGCAUGGUUGGGAGAGCACAUCCCAAGAAAGAGAAUCGGGUCAAGCAAGCAUGAUUGAAGAAUACCAGAAGCUCAAAGCCUCUUGGGAGACGGGGAACGAAGAGCUAAAGUCGACGGCCUCAUUUCAGGAAGAGGCGCAUCGCAUAGAAAUCGACUGCCGACGGACUGAUCGGGGCCAGCCGUACUUCUCGACCGUUUCAAACCCCGCGACUUCGGACGGUCCUGAAACAGAGGAAGACUCCAACAUGCCCUCCACCAAUCAACACGUCGAAACUGUGGGGAAGAUUCUGAUGACUUACAACGUUUGGGAGAAAGAGCUUGGUUAUGUCCAAGGCAUGAGUGACCUAUGCGCGCCACUUUACGUCGUUUUUGAGGCAGACGAGGUUACCACUUACUUUGCCUUUGUCAAGUUGAUGGAAAAAAUGAAAAGUCAUUUCUUACGAGAUCAGAGUGGAAUGCGAGACGAACUUUCGCGGCUUCAGCAGCUGUUGCUCUUGAUCGAUCCCCAGCUGUAUUGCCAUUUCGAGAAGACUAACAGUCUCAACUUGUUCUUCUGCUUCCGUUGGAUUCUGAUUAGCUUCAAAAGAGAGUUUGAGUUUCAUGACGUUCUGAAAGUUUGGGAGGCUUUGUGGACCGACAUGUGCGGACCUCAUUCGGAUCUAUUUCUGGCAUUAGCCGUGUUACAGACUCAUCGGGAACCUAUUAUUCGAUAUUUGCAAGAGUUCGAUGAGGUCCUCAAAUACAUCAAUGACAUUGCCAAUACCCUUGAGUGUGAUACCCUUCUGACGCAAGCACACUUGUUGUAUUUGACCUACAAGUCGAUCGUCGAGACCCGCUCGACGGUCACGUCUGACGGAACACAAGUCAUCGAAUCCGGAAAGCGAAGUGUCGUCGUCACCCAAGAACUCAAAAGUCUCCUGUAG